Messenger RNA from Sphenostylis stenocarpa, 471 nucleotides. NCBI's taxonomy places the organism in Eukaryota, Viridiplantae, Streptophyta, Magnoliopsida, Fabales, Fabaceae. The record is from the annotation of a GenBank genome assembly.
AUGAAUGAAAGACACACGCCGCUGUUAUGUUUGCAGGAGACACGUGGCCACGCCAUCCGUCAGUCGUUCGGGCAAGGUGGCGACGCCAAUGCUGGAAGAGAAUACAAGGACGACCUCCUCUGGUUCUGCGACAUCGGAAGGUUUGCCGCCGGCGAUUUCUCCAUGGUCGUCGUUCAGGCUAAUCAGGUACUCGAGGACCAGAGCCAGAUCGAGUCCGGACCCUUCGGCACCUUCGUCGGCGUCUACGACGGCCACGGCGGUCCUGAUUGCUCGCAAUACGUUUGCGAUGACUUGUUCCGUAAUCUCCAAGCGAUAUUGGCCGAGUCACAGAGUGUUGUGACAUCUGAGGCCAUUCAACAAGCGUUUCGGCGGACUGAGGAGGGGUUCACGGCGCUUGUUUCAAAGUUGUGGAACUCCCGGCCGCAGAUUGCGACCACUGGGACAUGUUGUGUGUUGGGGUGGUGGUGGUGA